Messenger RNA from Staurois parvus, 1275 nucleotides. Lineage: Eukaryota; Metazoa; Chordata; Amphibia; Anura; Ranidae. The record is from the annotation of a GenBank genome assembly.
GUUUCAGCCACUGUCUUCCUUGAGUUCUGGAAAAGACGACGAGCUGUACUAACCUACGAUUGGGAUCUCAUUGACUGGGAAGAUGAAGAGGAAGAGUUACGUCCACAAUUUGAAGCAAAGUAUUCCAAAUUGGAACGAGUGAACCCAAUCACUGGCAAACCAGAGCCUUUCCAGCCUUUCAGUGACAAACUCAGUAGACUAAUGGUGUCUGUAUCAGGAAUAUUCUUCAUGAUAUCCUUAGUGCUGACAGCAGUCUUCGCUGUGGUUGUGUACCGACUCGUUGCCAUGGAGCAGUUUGCAUCAUUCAGCGUGAAUUUUAUCAAGAAGUACUGGCAGUUUGCAACAUCUGGCACCGGAGUCUGCAUAAACUUCAUGAUCAUAAUGUCCCUUAAUGUUGUGUAUGAGAAAGUAGCGUAUCUUUUAACAAACUUAGAGCACCCGAGAACUGACUCUGAGUGGGAAAACAGCUUUGCUCUGAAAAUGUUCCUGUUCCAGUUUGUCAAUUUAAACAGUUCAAUAUUUUAUAUCGCCUUCUUCCUUGGCAGGUUUGCAGGGAGGCCUGGCAAAUAUAACAGACUCUUUCAAAGAUGGAGGCUGGAAGAGUGUCAUCCAAGUGGAUGCCUUAUAGACCUCUGUUUACAAAUGGGUGUUAUCAUGGUUCUGAAACAAAUGUGGAAUAACUUCAUGGAAUUAGGAUAUCCAUUACUACAGAACUGGUGGUCACGGAGGAAAAUGAAGAAAGGUGGACAUGCCGUAGAGCACAAAAUAACUUUACCACAGUGGGAAAAAGACUGGAACCUACAGCCAAUGAAUGCUCAUGGGCUUAUGGAGGAGUACUUAGAAAUGGUCAUUCAGUUUGGAUUCACCACCAUCUUUGUUGCGGCUUUCCCACUGGCUCCACUUCUGGCACUGCUAAACAAUAUUAUUGAAAUCAGACUGGAUGCCUAUAAGUUUGUCACACAGUGGAGAAGACCUAUGCCAGCCCGAGCCACUGAUAUAGGGAUCUGGUAUGGAAUUCUGGAAGGAAUCGGCGUUCUGGCUGUCAUCACCAAUGCGUUUGUCAUUGCUAUAACAUCUGAUUACAUCCCGCGUUUUGUUUAUGCUUUUAAAUAUGGACCAUGCUUGGAUGAAGGAUACAGACAUGAAAAAUGUCUGAGUGGUUAUGUUAAUAGCAGUUUAUCAGUGUUUGAUCUAAGUGAACUUGGAGAGGGAUAUACCGGUUACUGCAGAUACCGGGAUUAUCGAGCGCCUCCUUGGAGCUCCAACCCUCUAUGA